CUUGAGCUUUCGAAGCGUUAACAAAUCGCAAACAAUAAACAUAACGCUGGAAACGAAUAAAUUUGUUGGAAAAUAGCGUGCAACCGAAUAAGUGAAAAGAUGUCACAAAAAUUAGAUGUGAUAAUAUUUGGUGCUACCGGUUUUACGGGUCAAAUCGUGGUUGAGAAGGCUCUCGAAGUAUUAGAAGGUCUGACGUGGGGUAUUGCGGGACGAAAUAAGAGCAAACUGGAAAACGUGUUGAGCACCGCCGGUAAAGCAAUUGGCAAAGAUCUCAGCGCUGUGCCGGUUAUAUUGGCAGAUGUGGAAGACCCCUACUCGAUUGAACAAAUGGCGAAGAAGUGUAAGAUCGUUAUCAAUUGCUGCGGCCCCUAUCGUUUCUACGGCGAGGCUGUUGUAAAAGCUUGCAUCGAAGCCGGCACUCAUCAUGUGGAUAUCAGUGGGGAGCCACAAUAUAUUGAUGGAAUGCAAGUGAAAUAUCAUCAACUGGCACAGGAGAAACGUACUUAUAUAAUUUCAAAUUGUGGAUUCGAUAGUAUACCUGCCGAAAUGGGCGUGAUACAUGCGGAAAAGAAUUUUCCAGGUACUGUAAAUUCGUGUGAAAUGUUCUGGCAGAACAUACUCGACCCUCGCGAUCGAAAUUCAAAAGCGGUAUUGCACGCUGGCACUUGGGAGAGUGCAAUACAUGCGAUGGCUAAUUUUGGAGAAUUACAAAGAUUACAUCGAGCCCUGGAGACGGAGAAGUUGCCAGAUUUGCGACCAAAGCUAAAGUAUUGUCCCUUCGUGCGAAAAAUUAAUAUCCUCGAUAGUUAUUUCUUCGCCAUACAUUCCGGUGAUCGUGACGUGGUAAUGAAUACACAACGCUUACGUUAUAUAAAUGAACGAAAACGCCCAAUACAGUUCGAAAAUUAUAUAGGUUUUGGAUCCUUAUGGACAACCAUUUUAACACAAUUGAUCCUACUAUUUACGGUUGUAAUGGCACAAAUACCUGGUGUACGGAAUAUCUUAAUUAAAAAUCCGAAAUUAUUCACCAGAGGCUAUAUGUCACAUGAGGGACCGGUCGCCGUCAACCGAGCGGCACAAAAAUUUCAAAUGACAUUUCGCACCAAAGGUUGGACGGAAGGGCAACAGUUGAGCGAGGAACCAAAGCAGGAGCUUCUAACGCGCAUCUCGGCUCUCGAUCCGUUUUAUGGCAUGACGGCUUUAUCCAUUUUGGUGGCUGCAAAAAUUGUACUCAAAGAGCCGGAGAAAAUGCCAAACAAUGGCGGCGUCAUCUCACCCGGUUACGCCUUUGCGAAAACAAGCCUCAUCGAAGAAUUGGCUCGCUUGAAGAAUGGCUUGAAGUUUGAAGUAUUGAAUUUAGAACAACAUUAACUUAUAUACCAAUUUCUACAUACAUACGUACAUGUAUAUCCGAAGGGUGGAAGAUUUUUAUAUUUGUAAAUAUAUUUAAAUUAAAGUCGUAUUUGCACAAUUAAAAAAAGUA
Ceratitis capitata (Mediterranean fruit fly) is the source of this 1483-nucleotide messenger RNA. RefSeq names its product saccharopine dehydrogenase-like oxidoreductase. Gene Ontology annotation, cellular component: plasma membrane; lipid droplet; mitochondrion. The transcript has 7 exons. Gene Ontology annotation, biological process: glycolipid biosynthetic process. The coding region runs from base 100 to 1371 and encodes 423 amino acids. NCBI's taxonomy places the organism in Eukaryota, Metazoa, Arthropoda, Insecta, Diptera, Tephritidae. The record is from RefSeq and is a predicted model, not a curated record.